GAAAACUAUUUUUAACCGCUUUCCUGCAGCCCUAUAGCAGAAAUACUGCUACAGGGCAGCAGGGCUGCGCAAAAAAACACACACACACACACACAGUAAAACACACACAGCACACCUUUGAUCGCCCCAGAUGUUAACCCCUUCUUGCUCAGUGCCAUUAGUACAGUGUCAGUGCUUUUUAUUAGCACUGAUCACUGUAUUAGUGCCACUGGGGAUGUCAGUGGCAGUUAUUCAGUUCCCCCCCAGUGUCAGAAUGCCCUCCGCAGUCCUGCUAUAA
This is a messenger RNA of Staurois parvus, 277 nucleotides long. NCBI's taxonomy places the organism in Eukaryota, Metazoa, Chordata, Amphibia, Anura, Ranidae. The record is from the annotation of a GenBank genome assembly.